Molecule: messenger RNA, 1410 nt
Organism: Canariomyces notabilis
Lineage: Eukaryota; Fungi; Ascomycota; Sordariomycetes; Sordariales; Chaetomiaceae
Product: Pkinase-domain-containing protein
Exons: 1
Coding region: 77-1216 (379 amino acids)
Biological process (GO): positive regulation of transcription by RNA polymerase II; protein phosphorylation
Cellular component (GO): nucleus; transcription factor TFIIK complex; transcription factor TFIIH holo complex
Molecular function (GO): RNA polymerase II CTD heptapeptide repeat kinase activity; ATP binding; cyclin-dependent protein serine/threonine kinase activity
Source: RefSeq, a predicted model, not a curated record
CCAAAGUUACACCACAAGUUCAAUGCAAGGCUGAACCGCACCACCACGCCAGACCCCACACAAAAACAGCGGCAACAUGGCUGGGUCCCCGUUCGGGGCGCCGACAGCAGCUCCAGCUCCUGACGGGCAGCAGCUGGACCUGGACGGGCCGGAACAAUGGAACGAGACGGUCAAGCGCAAAUACGUCAAGGAAAAGAAAAUCGGCGAGGGAACCUACGCCAACGUGUACCGCGGCCACAUGCGGCACGACCCUUCGACGCUCGUCGCCAUCAAGAAGAUCAAGCACCAGGACGACUACCGCGACGGCAUGCCGCCCGCCGCCGUGCGCGAGAUGAAGUACCUGCAGGAGCUGCGCCACCCAAACAUCAUCCGCCUGCUCGACACGUUCGGCACGGGCGUCGACACGCUCAACUUUGUGCUCGAGUACCUCCCCCUGGGCGACCUCGAGAUGCUGAUCCGCGACGUGCACCGCGUGCGCUACGGCGUCGCCGACAUCAAGGCCUGGAUGGGCAUGCUGACGCGCGCCGUGUGGUUCUGCCACUCCAACUACGUGCUGCACCGCGACAUCAAGCCCAACAACCUGCUCAUCGCCGCCGACGGCGAGGUCAAGCUGGCCGACUUUGGCCUGGCCCAGUCCUUCGCCGACCCGGGCCGCCGCAUGACGGCCAACGUCAUCACGCGCUGGUACCGCCCGCCCGAGCUGCUCUUCGGCGCCCGCCACUACGGCGGCGCCGUCGACGUCUGGUCCGUCGCCAUGGUCUUUGCCGAGCUCAUCAUCCGCACGCCCUUCCUGCCGGGGGACUCGGAGUUUGAGCAGAUUGCGCUCAUCUGCAAGCACAUCGGCACCCCGACCGAGGAGAACUGGCCGGGCGUCACGCAGCUGCGCGACUACACGGUCCCGAGCGAGGUGGUGCCCGUGUGGGGGAAGGAGGCCUACAUGGGCCGCUUCGGCGCCGUGGGUGCCGACGGCGUCGACCUGCUGGUCAAGACGCUCGCCCUGAACCCGGCCAAGCGCAUCACGGCCCACGAGAUGCUGCAGCACAGGUGGUGGCGCGCCGACCCUAAACCUACUCCCAAGGAGGACCUCCCGCGCAAGUCGGGCGGCGAGGAGAAGAUGGGCGCCGAUCUUAAGAGGAAAAACGGCUUGCUCGAUGAGGAGAAUGGGACACGAGGCGCAAAGGUGGCGAGGAAAUUGGAUUUUGGCCAGGCCAAGUAGCCUUGUUCUUGUUUGGUUCUUGUUCAGCCAUCAUCUCACUGCGGCGUUUAGGAGGAGCAUGGUUAAAGGAUCGGGUACCGGGUGGGACAAGGUGCAUUAGAGACAACGGCUGCUUUCAUCGGCAUAAAAAUUGAUGUAGGAUAUGUAAUCAAAAAGGGUAGGCUGGGUAAUUGCUCUAGCCAAAGCGCUGGUUU